Messenger RNA from Punica granatum (pomegranate), 987 nucleotides. Lineage: Eukaryota; Viridiplantae; Streptophyta; Magnoliopsida; Myrtales; Lythraceae. The record is from RefSeq and is a predicted model, not a curated record.
CUUGUUUUCCCGGGAAACGCCAACUUCCAUAGGAGCGGCCAUGGCAGCGCCACGAGGUCCCAAACCGCUUCUCCCUCCUCCUUCUCCUCCUCCUUGUCCUCGCCUCUACGCCGACUCUCAAUGCCGAUCUUCUCAAUGAUCCCUGCUGAACCGGCAAUUUGAUGGUUCCAUUUCCUACCAGCCUCAGCGAUGGAUCACUACAAGGCGUUAGGGUUGCAGAGGAGCGCGACGAAGGAGGAGAUCAAGGAAGCGUUCCGGAAGCUCGCGAUGAUGUACCACCCCGACAAGCACUCUCAGGCCUCAAAGGCCGUCAGGGACAACGCCACCCUUCGUUUCAAGCAGCUCUCCGAGGCCUACGAGGUCCUGAUCGACGACCGCAAGCGCGCCGACUACAACAUCCGCUCCAGCCAUCAGAGUCGCUACGGCGGAGGCGGCACGAGCUCGGCGUAUGGGCAAGGGUACGGGUAUUACAAUCAUAGCUAUAGGGACGGCGAGAGGUAUAAGAAUUAUACUUAUGGCGGGGCCAGUAGGGAGGGCGGUGGCCUGGCCGCGAAGUUUGAGGCGGCGCUGCGGUUCAUGACCACGAGAAUGUUCCUCCUCAAUGUCGCAUUCGCUGGGGCUUUGUUGGGAGGAACAGUCGUAAUCGAUAGGAGCAGGGAAGUCCUGUGGAAGAUGCAGAACUCUGGGAAAUCAUUUGAAGAGACAAUGGAAUCAAUUGAGAAGGCCAAAGCACAGAGGGAUAAUGUGUAAAAAGUGCUUUUGCCAUCCGUUCUGUAACAAGAUGGUGCGGCUGUUGCAUAUGAUUGAGGAUUUCCGGUAUCGCACAUAUAGCUCUUAUUUUUGAUAUGGUUGUACACAAAGGCUUCAUAAAUGCCUAGUGAUGUGAAUUAUAUGCUUGUCUAUGAAGAUAAUGUAAAGGAUGUAAACUGAUGUUUGUAAAAUGAAGAAAGAAAUAAUGGAAAUGUUCAUAUCAUAUGUUCGCAUCGA